This is a messenger RNA of Gavialis gangeticus (Gharial), 3121 nucleotides long. Its product is annotated as somatomedin-B and thrombospondin type-1 domain-containing protein-like. Bases 1225 to 2004 code for a protein of 259 amino acids. Lineage: Eukaryota; Metazoa; Chordata; Crocodylia; Gavialidae. The transcript has 5 exons. The record is from RefSeq and is a predicted model, not a curated record.
AGCUGUGCCUGGUGUAGCACUGGUCCUGGUAACCCCCUACUCAAAGCUGCCCCCCACUCAGCAAGGAAUCCCUGCUGUCAGGCCUGUCAACUAGUUCUUCAUCCAUUUGGCCCCUGUUCUGUGGAUAUUGCAUGGCACUUAUUUUUCUGUCAGUGUCCAAAGUUUACAUCAGAUGCUGUACAGAAGCCUAAGCAUGUUAGAGCUCCUCGGUCACCUGUACCAACACAACCUGAACCCUGCGGAGUGAGAUGGAGCUCAGAUUUGGUUGCCAAAUUGCUGUAUUUCACAAUGCUGCAUGAACGCUUCAAACCCAGAAUAGUCAGGUUUGAGUGCCCAAUGAUGGCUCCAAAAUCCACAUGAAAGCACUUCUGUGAGUGUGGCCUGACUUUCUAGGAUGCUGAGCACACAGAAGCCCUGCUGGAGUCGAUGCGAGUCGCAGACAUUUCACUCUUGGGCAGUGGGCUCAGGACAAAAUGAUGGUGAGACUGACUGACUUAUUUUCAGCCACUGAACAUUUCCUCCAUUUGAUUAUUCCGCUGCUUGUUUUUCAGUUUAGAAGGUGAAAGUCCAUGCUGGGGAUCAUCCACUGGCUUGAGGUGAAACCCUUCUUCAUGCUUCCUUGCUUUGCUAAAGCAACUGCGUGAUGCCCUGUGUAUUGGCUCUAAGACCCAGGAGGAGCCUUUGCACUGGGACUGUGGAGGGGAGGGGGAGAAAGUAGGUGGAACAGAGAGGAAUAGAGGGUUUUUUUAAGGUCCAGCCAAUAGGCUUGUGUAGCCCGGGCAUCUUAUGUCUGUGACCAGUGGAUCUAAUUGCUUGUAUAAAAGAUAGUUCAUUAGGAGCCGGCUUGUCAAUGCAAUUUGGUACAUAAGAAAGGGCAAAUCGGUGGGGUGUGUGUGACCCACCAGGUCCUCCCCACUGAACGCCAGGCCAGUGCAUCCCUGCUGAGAACUGCCUGCCAGACCUGGGCCCUUUGGAUGCCAGAGGCAUUUUUGGCUGGGAGCUGUCAGCUGGAUGAGCCAGGCUGGGCUUCCCUUGGCUUGCCUAUGCGCUGGGACAGCAUGUGGCUUUUGUAGUUUUUUUUCUACUUUGAAAGUUGCUUGGCUUGGGAGUGCAGCCAGCUCCCUUCGGAGGCUUUGGCUCUGAGCAAAGUUUGGCAGUGGAGGGAGAGGAAGAGGGGAACCUGAGCUAGGCUUUUGCUGGGACGCAGGGAGAGCUGCUGAGACCAUGAGAGCCCGAGGCGCUAAUGUAGGGUAUUUUCUGCUCUGUUGUGGCUGGCUUCUGGUGAGUGGGCAGCUGAGAGGCACAGAGGCAGGAUGCAGCAACCGGGGGAGCCAUCAGUGCUGCCCUGGGAGGAAUAACGCGUGCUCGGAUCUCACGAGCUGGAGGACUGCCUGCUACUGUGACUCUUACUGUGAGAAGACAGGAGACUGCUGUGAAGACUACCAAGCCGUGUGUCAGAGAUUGGCUGUCGACUGCAUGGUGGGUUCCUGGGGUCCCUGGAGUAAAUGUGGCUCCCUGUGUGGGGUUGGCAGCAAAGACCGAACGCGGCAAGUCACAGUGCCACCUCGAAACGGAGGGACCCCCUGUCCAGACCUGAAGCAGCGGCGAGGGUGCUUUGGGGAUAGCGCCGUAUGUGAUACAGCUAAAGAGGUGGCUAAGAUUUUGCCUGAUUCCUACAAAAGGGACUUCAAGGACCCCUGGAGAAGACCUCACAUGCUGUUGAAGGAGAAGCAGCCAAGCUACUGUGUCUAUUUUCGGCUGAAGCAGGUGGGAGCUGCCUGCCGGCUGCACUUCUGGAGCAGCCAUCUGCUGAGGGAGCGGCGAGUCUGCGUGGAGUGCCAGGGGGAUGCUGUGGGCAGCCGGAGCCGAUGUGAAGGGGACGGGCUGCAGGGAGCUAGGACAUUCUGGACUGCUGCCUCCGUCGCUGGAUGCCAAGGCUCAUGGGUCCAAGAGUCUUUGCAAGAAACCUGCACGUGUCCUCCACUGUCCCUCUUAUUUGUGUAACAGUCUGACAACUUGGGUCACGAACCUUAAAAGAGGAAGUGAGAGAGUGACACACAUAAGCUGGCAACACGGCGGUUUAUGGCUUUCUGUCACUAGGACAUGCCGGAGGAUGAAGGAAAAGCCUCCUCUGAAUGAAGUUCUUGCUGCCCUUCUUACCUCAUCUCACUUUCUUUAUAAACCCACAUUUUCUAUGAAACUGUUUUUUUCACCACAAACCUAUGUAUUAUUUCAAAGCACAAGAAUGUCUCAUUCUUUUAAACUUUAUACCUCUGAAACCUUGCUAUCUACCUCCAGCAUUGCAGAUAAUAUUGAAAGCAACUCUUUUUCUGUGUUUCUCACUACUUUGCAGAUUUGUAAUAAAAGGAGAGAGAGAAGAAUAUUGCAAUAUCCUUCUUUUAAAAGAUUGUUUUUUAAAAUGCAAGGAAGAAGAAAAUUGCUAGGGCCACUGCACCAAAGGUAAUGAUGAAAUACAUGGGAAAGAGAUUAAAUCUGAGUGUGGAAGUGAUGUCAUGGUUACAUGGGAUAACAUGGACAUAGCGUCAUAGUUAGCAGUGGAGUCAUUUCUGAAAAAUGAGUCAUUGAACUGAUUUCCCAGUGGGAAUAAAAUAGGCAUGUUUAGCGUUAGCCAAAACCUAAGGAAAUGCCACUUUAUUUUUCUCCUGUGCUAUUGCAUAUACCUGUUCAGAGUUGCUUCCAAGGUUUUAAAGUUAGGGUCAUUGCUUUUCUUUUGACCCUUCAGAUGAUUUGAGUGGGAUGGGGUGCUACUUGCAAUAUCCUCUUUGCAACCCCAACCUAAAGGUGAUCAAAAUAUUGACUUCUACCUUGAGAAAAGCCUAGUGAAAUUACAUAAGAGGUUGUCAUCUUUUGUUAUGUUUAACACUUUUUGGACUGAUGUGAUAUAUUUAAAAUAUAUCAUAUGAUCUCUUCGCCCCAGUAAAUCUAUUUUACUCCCAUUCCUUCCUGUGGCCCCUAUUUCAGCUCAUGGCAAACACACAGAACAGGGUUUUCAAGCUUUCUAUUUAAUGAACGAGGUUACACUCACAUGCACUUUCCCCAGAGCCUCUGGAGUUGCUACCCUCUCCUCUGAGAACAUUAAAAACUCAAGGCAAAUGGUUAA